This is a messenger RNA of Lonchura striata (white-rumped munia), 1668 nucleotides long. The record is from RefSeq and is a predicted model, not a curated record. NCBI's taxonomy places the organism in Eukaryota, Metazoa, Chordata, Aves, Passeriformes, Estrildidae.
CGGGAGGGCGAAUGGCCGCUGCUGGAAUCGCCGGGAGUGCGGGGUACGGGGAUGGAUCGGGCUGGGACACGGGGAUGGAUCGAUGGAUCGGGCUGGGACACGCGGGAUGGCUUCAGCUGAGACAAGAAAUUGGACAAAUAUUCCCGAAGACCUUGUGUGGAUGGACGAGGAACUCCUGGACAAGCUUAGACACUAAAAGGAGGCCUAUGGAGGGUGGAAGCAGGAGCUGGCAGGAAUACAGAGAGGUCGUCCGAGCAGCCAGGGAUCAGGUUAAAAGCUCUGAGAGAAUUAAGCAUCAAGGACAAGCAGAAAAGCUUCUGCAGGAUGUGCUCCAGCCACACUGCCCAAGCUGCAGAAGGGAAAGGCAUGGCCUGGGAGACAGAAGAAUCACCUGCUGGAGAAGAUGGGGUUCAAGGCCAUCUAAAGCACCUGAAAGUGCACAAGUCCAUGCAACCUGAUGAGAUGUAUCCGCACAUCCUAAAGGAACUGCUGUCUCCCUCCUCAGACAAAUUUCUCCAACUUCUACACCAUUCAUAGAUGACACAGGCCUUCCUGCAUUGUAGGUGUGUUUUCUUGGAGGGAAGCAAGAGGUUUGGGCACACUCCCUAUUUUUGCCAGCUAUUUUUCCAUGCAAUCUUCGAGGUUGGAGAGCAGCAUGGGAAAAGCAGAGCUGUUGAGAUUGUACCACUAGACUGGGAACAUGCCUACCCUAGCACAAUGCUCCCUUCUUCCCACCUGCCGCUGCUCUGUCCUCUUUAUUUUUGGCCCUUCCAGCUGCAUUCCUGCAUGCAUGCUCACACCAAAAAUGCUCAAGGACAGUAAAAACUAAUAGCCCUUAACCUCUGGUGCCUAUAAUUCAACAAUGGCCUGAGGAACCCGGCCCCAGCUGCUAGAGAACCGCCCCAGGAGGAAGCACAUUCACGGCACAUCAGCUGUAGUGCACUUUGCCAAAUCGGAGUGACUUCUGCACGUCCAAGUGAGGAACAGCCCACAGGAGGCAGGAUGGAAAUCGCCCUUGGGGAUUUCACAAGGGUGCUGUGAUACACAACUCAGCUUUUCUGAGAAUUCAGCUGCUCAGCAGUGAGGUUUGUGCCUCCACCUCUUCCCCCACAGGGUGAACCGAGGCUUAGGACAAGGAACAACCAUGAUGGGGCUGGCAGAAGCAGUGAGCUUGAGGCCCACAGGCAGAAAAUAAACCUGCUGAAAAAAAGAAUAAAUUGGCUUUGCAAUCAACAGAGGUGGAAGAGCAGGAAAUGGAGGGAAUUUCUUCCACGCAAGGUGGAGUUUGGAAAGACUUAGCUCAAAUCUACACGUCCACUGCCCAAAGGCCAAAAGUGUAUUGAUGCCAACCCAAAUUGAGUGGAACUCCAGCAACCUCUGUUCAUACAUUCAGAGACGCCCAGCUUCUGUGUUUGGCACAACCAUUUAAUCGCAGAAUUGAAAACUCAGUAUGUUCCAUUUUAGUCUUAUGUGGAAAAUCAGUGCAGGUGAUAAUCUAAUUGUACAACAACAUGUUAAAAAAUUUAUUUUACAUUAUAUACAUUAGGGAACAUAUUUCAAAGCAUUACCCAUCACAACAAUAACGCAGGCCAUAAAUCACUUUUAAUUUAGUUUGGUUUUAGUGUAUAUUAUCACAAUAAAAUAUAAAGAACAUAUACAAAAAAAGGA